Lindgomyces ingoldianus is the source of this 312-nucleotide messenger RNA. RefSeq lists its product as uncharacterized. The coding region runs from base 1 to 312 and encodes 103 amino acids. The transcript is spliced from 3 exons. NCBI's taxonomy places the organism in Eukaryota, Fungi, Ascomycota, Dothideomycetes, Pleosporales, Lindgomycetaceae. The record is from RefSeq and is a predicted model, not a curated record.
AUGGCUUCAAGCAGGCCGAGCUCUGCAUCCUACACUCAGCAACUUCGAGAUUUCUGUACCGAAAAUUCCAUCGAGCAGCCGCAAUGGCAGGACUUCUCCGAUCCUCGAGUCCCUCUGAUCUUCGGCCCAGGCAAACGGACAGCAUGGUCUAGCAGCGUAUGGGUUCAAGGCCGCGAAUAUCGCGCAGUCCUAUGGCGAGAUGUCCGAUAUAUUGAACACUGCCGCGAAGAAGCUGCGAAGCUGGCCCUUGACGCUCUGAGUGCUUCUGCGACGACAUAUUACGCAUAUGGCCGGGCCUACAGCGGAGCUUAA